Kwoniella mangroviensis CBS 8507 is the source of this 1662-nucleotide messenger RNA. RefSeq lists its product as uncharacterized. Gene Ontology annotation, biological process: tRNA modification. Gene Ontology annotation, molecular function: tRNA dimethylallyltransferase activity. The record is from RefSeq and is a predicted model, not a curated record. Gene Ontology annotation, cellular component: mitochondrion. The transcript is spliced from 8 exons. Lineage: Eukaryota; Fungi; Basidiomycota; Tremellomycetes; Tremellales; Cryptococcaceae. Bases 1 to 1662 code for a protein of 553 amino acids.
AUGACAACAUCUCCCGCCAUCAGGCAAAGACCUAUCGUCGCUGUCAUAGGCACGACUGGAGUCGGCAAAUCCAACUUGGCCGUCGCUCUAGCUCAAUCCUUGCAACCUCCCGAUUUUCCGUCAACAAGCAAUACUACUUUAUCGACGUCGAGUCUACGAUACCCAGCUGUCGUUCUCUCAGCCGACUCUAUGCAAUUGUACAAGGGUCUUGAUGUGGUAACGAACAAAAUGACCCAAGAGGAGAUGGGUGGAGUGGAACAUUGGGGCUUGAGCAUGGUAUCCCCUGGUGAAGGAGGUAGUUGGGAGGUGGGCAAAUGGUGCAACGAAGCGGAUAAUAAGAUAGCUACUUUACCUGAAGAUACGUUACCUAUCAUAUGCGGCGGAACGCAUUAUUUCAUUCAACAUUAUCUUUUUCCUCCUCCUGAACUUUCUUUCGAUAGACCUUCAUCCGCAAAAGGCAAGUCCCCAAUGAACGACCUUCGAUGGACACCACCUGGGCCUCGUCCAAAGAUACCAGAGAACCUCAACGCAGAACAGAUCCAUUUAUUGGAUUCAUUCUGGACGCCUACGCCAAAAUGGCCUUCAAGCGUCAUCCCUGACGACAUCGAGACUUCAUCUGAGCCCUCUUGCUCCCGACCUAGGAGACCGACGGUGAGUGAAGAUGCCCAGCUACUGGCAUUGCAUCAGCUACUGUGUGCGUUGGACCCGAAAGAGGGAGGAAGAUGGCAUUGGCGUGAUGGCAGGAAGGUCAGACGAGGUCUAGAAAGAUGGUGGGAACGCGGAGGUCCAAUAGAGGCUCCUGAAACCUUGUAUGAGAAGCUAAAGGAUGGGGUGUAUCCUCAAGGGAGGAAGGCAAGAUUCCGUACAUUAAUUUUCUGGGUGUACGAGCCGCUUGAGUACCUGCGACCUCGUCUGGGUAAGCGGGUAGAAAAAAUGGUCGAGAACGGACUGCUUAGGGAGAUAGUGGAACUGCGGGACAUCGCAAAACGGAUAUAUGGGACAACUGAAGCUACCGAUCAUACCGAAGGGAUAUUCCAAUCGAUUGGAUAUAAGGAAUUUGCAUCACUGUCUUUACCUCAGUCGAAUCCAACGACAGAUCCAGCAUACGCCCUCGCUCUGGAACGGACAAAGUUGUCGACGCAUCAAUAUGCCAAAUCUCAGCUUAAGUGGGUUAAGAAGCAACUGCUACCCGCUGUAAAAGAAGCAAGAUCGUUAGGUGGAGAAGUGGAGGUGUAUGUUGUCAAUGGUGGAGAAAAGGGUAUUGAUCCAGCUCUGAAGGUCUUGAAGGCUUUCAUGGCAGGAGAGGCGCUACCCAGAGCCGAAGAUGUCGGUCAUCCAGACACCUCAUCUAUUUUAGAAAUUCUGGACGAUCUGAGCGAAAGCAAAGUGCCUGAUACAGCUGAGCGACAAGAUCUGAACGCCCGAAAAGAUUGCGAAGCUUGUUCUUCACCUGGUCGUCCGUAUUCAUUGAGCCUGAAAGAGUGGGAUGCUCAUGUCAAAUCAAGAUUCCAUAAACGCAAUGUCAACCCAAUCAAGAGAAACAAAGAAGAAUGGAUCGCUCAGCAGCGAGCUUCCGGGGAAGCCAAGCGUGCUGAGAGGGAUCGUCUGAAGGAGGAGCUAUCUGCGCUCAACCAGCAGCAGCAGCAGCAGCCACAGGAGUGA